This is a messenger RNA of Lepisosteus oculatus (spotted gar), 4376 nucleotides long. RefSeq names its product kelch-like protein 9. The record is from RefSeq and is a predicted model, not a curated record. NCBI's taxonomy places the organism in Eukaryota, Metazoa, Chordata, Actinopteri, Semionotiformes, Lepisosteidae. Gene Ontology annotation, cellular component: Cul3-RING ubiquitin ligase complex. Gene Ontology annotation, biological process: regulation of cytokinesis; protein ubiquitination. Gene Ontology annotation, molecular function: ubiquitin-protein transferase activity; cullin family protein binding.
AUCUGCCCUGUGAUGGACAGGUGUCGUCCAGGGUGUAGCCCGCCUUGUGCCCAGUGCUUGCUGGGAUAGGCUCCGUCUCCCUCAUGGCCCCCAAUGGGAUGAAGAGGUUAGAAAACGGAUGGGUGGGUGGGUGGAUGUUCAGCAAGACGCUAGCGCUAGUCAGAACACCAGCCUUUGUAUUUACGAGGGUGAUACUUUUACCUAAAAUAAUUCACAUCUACUCCUCUUUUUCCAGCAAGGUGUUAUACUGGAUCAACUGAUAAAAGUAUUUACCCAAACCAGUCCCAGUGAGGAUCUGAACGCACGACUUUACCUUUUUCUUACUCACCGUUACACCACUCUCUCGUCCCGCCUUCGCCGAGCUCAGCUGCGGCUCUGAUGAAGUAAAGGGUUGGGCUGGAGCGAACACCAGCAGCUGCAGUGCGGGCUCCACCGGGACCAGGGAUAGGAGGGGGUCCAGCCUGGGACAGAAAGAGCAGGUUAGCGACGCUCCGUCAGGAACCUGAGGAAACGAGAGAGCGGUGUACAGCCAGGCCUCCGUGACACCGGCCAACCUGGGCCUUUCCCAGGGUGGCCGUGUUCUGAUGUAGCCAUCCGUUCUUAAGACUGGCUUUAGAAAGAACUAACUGCUUGCAAUACAAAGUCUCCCAGUAGUCGGCCUCUGAGGAACACAGCGUGAGAAAAUAGGCGUGGGGUCAACAGGUGUCAGGGACUGAGCUGGCCUGAAGUGCGCAGAGAGGGGCCAGUGUCUCCCCAAGGGCGGCACGUUCGUCUUUCCCUGUUCCUUGAGCUUUCCAUUGGCCAAAGCUCCUCCUCGCUCAGACGCUCGUCAAUCCCUGAACACGGUUCUAACUGGACCUCAGACCGCUCUGGAACAGGAGGCGGAAGGACAACACAUCGUUUCACCUGGCCAUCUGCAAAUGAGCAGCUCGUUAAUUAGCCCCAAGCCGUUAGCUCCGCCCACACCCAAGAGAGCCCAUGACGAGCCCUGAACCCAGCCCAGGGACGCACUCAGGACGGCACAGAGGGGAACUCGCAGGGACACAGACUGCGCCUCUGGACACGGGAGAGAACCUGAGCACCAGCGGCAGGCUCGCAGUAGAGGAAGGCUCCAGCAUCAUCUUUCUCCUUUUCUACACUGACAAAAGGGGGAGCAUCAGGGACCCGUUAUUUAGGGGGGAUUGGCCAGAACUCGAAAGGAUGCCUAAGACCACCGAGGACUCCCGGAGAUUCUUUGCUGUGGCUGAAGGAGGCGAGCCAGGUCACCAAACCAAGCUGUUUCUGUAGAGCCCCAGCGCCAGACUGCUUAUCUGGGACACUGGGUUUAGGGUGACUGGGGUUCAUGAGGGUUCAUGUGUUUCCUGAGUGUGUGUGUCUCUUGGGGAUAAGUUUUGAGUGUGUGCUGUCCUGAUGCAACAGAGGUCACGACUCUUGGCUGCAGAUGCAAGAGGAAUAAAACUUCACCUAUGUCGGAUAACUGUCUGAUGUGGUCUGUGGGUGUAGUGGCAGCUCUGGAAGAUAUCAAGAACCUGUUGCAGGGAAAAAAGUGUCCUACAACCUUAGAAAAUUCUAGGUGGUGUCGUUGGCUGCAAAGUUCAGAAGCAGCUCCUGCAUUUAGGGGUCACAGCCCUGACACAGCCCUAAGUUCUGCAUUAACAAUCUCUUCUUGUCUCUGUACACCUCCAGCACCAAAUACACAAAUAACUCUUAGUGUACACAUCUUACUGUAUGUCAAACACAAUGCCACUUUCCAUUGUCAUUAUUACCAAAACAUGCCUGUAGUGAUAAUUCUCCCUAAUGAAAAAUGUCUAAAAAACUCCCGUUCUAUGUAACUGUAUCGACAAGAAUUGCAGUCUGGAAGCGGAUGGACUGCAUGAAGAUGUUUGAGGUACCAAAUGCGAAAGCGAAAUAAGAACAGGAAGUGUGACUAUAUGGGGCUGUGGUUAGCUUCAUGGUUUUGCUAAGCAUGAUUUGUGUCGAUGACAUGUAGCGUAGCUGGAGGAAGAAAAACAGUAUGAAACUGGGGCUCGCAAGUGUACCUUGAACAGCUUUGCUGCUGAAACAUUUUCUAAAAUCAUUUCUAAAGGAGCAGCGAUUAAGGAGUGGCUUGAAGAACUAAUUUUAAAAAUCACAAAAGAUGGGGAGCAGCGAUGAAGAGCAGAUGCUGUGCCGGAAGCUCUCCCGGAUGCUCGGAAGAGGCCUUCCGAAGGACAAGCCCCUUGUUCCCAGGAAGCCCAGCACCAGAGUGUUCACCUGCAGUGCCCACGGCUCUGCCAUCCUCCAGGGGUUCGACCGGUUCCGCUCCUGCAGGAUGCUCUGCGACGUGGCUCUGGUGCCUGGGGAUGGAGAGGAACCCUUCCCAGUCCACCGAAUAAUCAUGGCUUCCUCCAGUGACUACUUCAAGGCCAUGUUCACAGGAGGAAUGAAGGAGCAGGAACUGAAGACCAUUAAGCUUCACGGGCUCAGCAGAGUAGGUCUGAAGAACAUCAUCGACUUCAUCUACACGGCCAGGGUGACCCUCCACAUGGACAACCUCCAGGACACCUUGGAGGCCGCGAGCUUCUUGCAGGUGAUGCCGGUUCUGGGCUUCUGCAAGGAGCUCCUCAGCAGCGAGGUCACCAUAGAAAACUGUGUGGAAGUGGGGCGAAUCGCGAGCGACUUCCACCUGGAGGAAGUGCAGGCCUACGUCAACGAAUUUGUGCAAAGGAACUUCUUGACCCUCGUGAAGUCCAGCAGGCACCUGCAGCUCUCUGAGGAGAGCAUGGCCUACGCGCUGGCCAGCGACAGCCUGAAGGGCCUGAGUGAGAUGGAGCUGUACCAUGCCGCCUGCGCCUGGCUCAAGCACGACGACGCCCGCAAGGCGCACACCUACAGCCUGAUGAGGAACGUCAGGUUCCCCCUCAUGAGCCCCAACGAGCUCCUGCAGAUCUCGCAGGGGGACGAGCUGCUGCGGGCCGACACGGACUGCGUCAGGCUCCUGCUGGAGGCCAGCAACUACCAGAUGAUGCCGUGCAUGCAGCCCAUCAUGCAGUCGGAGAGGACGCGCAUCCGCUCGGACGCCAGCCACCUGGUCACCCUUGGGGGGGUGAUGCGGCAGCAGCUGGUGGUCAGCAGGGAGCUGCGCCUGUACGACGAGGGCACCCAGUCCUGGAAGGCCCUCAUGCCUAUGGACGUGCCCAGGUACCAGCACGGGAUCGCCGUGAUUGGGAACUUCCUCUACAUCGUGGGUGGCCAGAGCAACUAUGACACCAAGGGCAAGACGGCGGUCGACAGCGUCUACAGGUACGACCCCCGUUUCAACAGGUGGCUGCAAGUUGCCCCCCUGAAUGAGAAGAGGACCUUCUUCCAUGUGAGCGCCCUGAAAGGCAAACUCUACGCUGUGGGGGGGAGGAACGCGACAGGAGAGAUAGCGAGCGUGGAAUGCUACGACCUCUGUAAAAACGAGUGGAGUUUUGUGUCACCAAUGGCAGAGCCACACUAUGGACACGCAGGAACGGUUCAUGGGGAGCUGAUGUACAUCUCAGGGGGCAUCACGCGCGACACCUUCCAGAAGGAGCUGACUUGCUACGACCCCGACACGGACAGCUGGAGCCGCCGAGCCGACAUGUCCACCAUCCGGGGGCUGCACUGCAUGUGCGCCAUCGAAGACCGGCUCUACGUCAUCGGGGGGAACCACUUCCGCGGCGCCAACGACUACGAAGACGUGCUGAGCUGCGAGUACUACGAGCCCGGCACGGACCAGUGGACGGCCAUGGCGCCCAUGCUGCGCGGGCAGAGCGACGUGGGCGUGGCGGUGUUCCGGGGCGAGAUCUACGUGGUCGGGGGCUACUCCUGGAACAGCCGCUGCAUGCUGGAGAUGGUCCAGUGCUACAGCCCCCAGAGGGACGAGUGGAGGAAGGUCUUCGACGUGCUGGAGCCCCUCGGGGGGAUCCGGGCCUGCUCCCUGACCGUCCACCCCCCAGAGGGCUCUGUCGAGUCGCAGAUACAGGAGUGUCCGCUCUCGCCCAAGAGCUGAGACCCCCGGGCACCCACGGGCACCCGCUGGGCUUGCUUCCAGAUCCACGAGAGAUCUCUCUCUCUCUCUCCACAGCCCAGACACCUCACCAGCCUCCUGCUGUUAAAUUGUCCGGACCGCUCCGAAUGUAGACUCCUGCUCUUCACGGCGUGCCCUAAACAAUUCAGCCCAGAGCUCGGCUUCUUGACAGGCGGAAAACUUGUUCAGGCCAGCAUGCAAAAGAGUAGUUCUCUCGGGAUGAAUGCAAAUAACCGUACUUGUAUUUGAAAGAGUCUAUUUUUCCAUUUCUUUUUUUGAGCAUGGAUAAUGCCAAGUCGUUAUCUUUUCUGUGUUUUCACAAUAAAAUACUGAUGACGAAGUA